This is a messenger RNA of Oppiella nova, 401 nucleotides long. NCBI's taxonomy places the organism in Eukaryota, Metazoa, Arthropoda, Arachnida, Sarcoptiformes, Oppiidae. The record is from the annotation of a GenBank genome assembly.
GCAUAUUCAACGGGGUCAUAUUUCUACAGUCAUCGAGUAUUGGAUUGUUUAUGAUAUGGUAUGAGACACAUAACAAAGAACCGGGUCUUCUGUGGUCGGACAAUGUGGAGGAGAUUGUCUCAUAUGUAUUGCUCAUAAGUGUGGUCAUAAUCAGCCAACUCUUGGCAUUUACCAUAAAGUCUCGUAUAGAGUACGUGCCGUACUUUCCCGCAUCCAAAACAAGCAACGAGUUUAGUUUCAAACGCAAACGCACCGGUAGUUCGGGCUCCUAUACCCGCAAUAUGAAUGGCAACAAUUGCACCUCUGGGGCCGAGGGGGACAGUGACUGGCAGACCACCUCCCCAUUGGCCACUUCUUGGUUUCACAAUCACAUGGAUCGUCAUUCCCUCUUCAAUGCCAUA